AGAGUUUCGUUUCUGAUGUAUAAAAAUUGUCAGAGGAAGUACAACGGCGCUCGAGAAAUAAUCCAGUUUAGAAGAAAUAUACUACAUAAACAAUUCAAAAAAUGUUUCAUUCACCAGAAUAUAGAAAUACUUUGUCACUGCAUUUAUCUGAGGUAUUAGAGGAUAUUGGUGUCAAUGAAGAUAUGGUGAUGAAAAGAAGGAGACAAAAUAUGCUGGUGGAGAAUAUUAUAACCGUAGGACAGAGAUCAAUGGGUUUAAACCUGUCUGUAUACUAUCUUGGGAGUCAGUCUGAAGGUACAACUACAUUAGGUCUCAAAUCAGAUGCUGACAUACUGCACGUGAAUUAUGGUUGUAAUGUAAUACAGGACUUGUCAGAGUGGAAACAGAAUCAAUUCAAUCUUCUCAUGAUACAUGAUAAGGAGUAUGUAACACCUGGAUAUUGUUUCCUACAACUACUUCGACCUGAUAAGCCUGAAUUUGAGACAGUCCUUUAUAACGAAUGUAUUGGUAAAGAACAUUUUAUCAAAGACAGUAGUGGGAGAAUUUUAUUGAAAAAUACAUUCUAUUGUGGUUUAUAUGAAGAUUCUGAGAGACACGGGCCAUCUAAUGCUGUCCCCGGGGGAAAAGGAUACAGUGAUAUUGACAUAGUUUAUGCUAUGAAUUGUAAUUCAUUGCCACAAUCAACUUCGUAUUUCCUAAACAGACAAAGCAUAGGGAGAUGGCCAACGUCUGAAAUGAUCAGAUAUAUUUCUAGUAAUGGUUGUUGUCUUGUUGGUGCUAGCAGUAAGAUAAGUACUUACCCAGAAUUAGAAUGGAGGAAAUCCACAUCAUUAGGAGAAAGAUACCUAAUGUUUAAUCUAAACAUAACACAAAUACAUUGUUAUGUUUUGAUGAAAAUUAUUUUGAAAACUUCUCUUACAUCUCAAAGUGCUUUGAGUAGUUAUAUGUGUAAAACUGUAUUGUUACACUGUAUACAAAAGACCGACCAAAAUAUUUGGAAAAAAAACAAUCUUUUCACCUGUUUAACAUAUUGCUUGCUUGAACUGCAAAGCUAUAUUCAAAAUGAAAAUUGCCCUCAUUUUAUAAUUCCAGAAAACAACCUAAUGGCCGGAAAUUUUACUGCUGAAGAAAAGCUUGUUAUUGAACGGGGUAUAAGUGACAUAAUACAGAGUGAUGGUGACUUUUUGUUUAAAAUUAAUUUGGAUCAUAUUUGGUUUCGACUAAAUGAAAAAGGUGAAGAAAAUUGUUUUCCUAAUCCAUAUGGUUGCCCAAAAGAAGUUAUUAAAUUAAAAAAAAAAGCAGAACAUAUACUCGAUAAAUCAAAAUUUAAAAGUUACACAAUUAUCGUUCAAAGUCCUCUUGAAAUAAAUGAGUUUAUUUCUUAUAAGUUAAAUUAUGAUAUAGCAGUACGUAUAAGCGAUAUGAUAUUAUGCUUUUAUGGAGGCUUGUCACAUCAAAGAAAUCAUAUACUAGACGAACUUAAACGAUAUAUCUUAAAGCUAGUACACUAUAGCUUACAAGGAAACAGAUUAGAAAAGCUUGCAAGCCGUUGUCUUGUACCGUUCCUUUUCUCCAGCCUUGGAUCGAUAAUGGCAUCAUCAAAUAUUCAACAGAAUAUUGCAGUUCAAUAUCAAGCACUUAAGUGGCUCUCAUUGGGUUUAAAAUCGGAUGUGACAUCCGGCGGACUUAAACUAGCGUCAGUGUUGUAUUGCGCAGGUGAUAUGGAUAAAGCGGAGUUAACUCUAAAACAAAUUGACAAUCGGUACAACUGUGAUGUUGUUGAAUCUAUAUGUGCUUGCUCGGCUUACCCAUUGUCAAACCGUUCUGCAGAACUUGUGAGAAAUUUUUGCAAACAGAACGAAUAUUGCAUCAAUCGAGCAACAUCAUUUUGUGUAAGAUUCAUGCAAAUGGAAAUCAGCUGUGUUCCUCGAGAAUUACAAUAUGAAAUGAUGAGAUCUACGCAAGGUGACAUGCAACACAGAAAGCAGAGAGAAAGCGCUUGGAUGAACUUUGCAGUGGUUGAUUCUCUUCCUUUUCUCUUCUUUUUACAGUACAAGGCAUACGGACAUCUACAAACACAUCAGGACCAACAACGUGCACUUAAAAGCCUUGCGAGAACAACCGUAUCUGAUAAAAACCUUGGCCACAGAGAAACAGCUCUAAAUCUUCUUGGCCAAUGUAUGGAGGAGGACAACAAAUGCAAGGGGGCAUUACAGUGUUUUAUGAUUUCUCGUCAAUUACGAGAAAGGAACAACGCCGCAAAUUUUCACAUUUGCAAUUUAUUACUAAAAUAUGUCUCUCGCAUGCAGCUCUAAGUGCAGUAUGAUUUGUAGGCCCCCCUUCGAAGAAAAGGUGGUAUAUUGUUUUGAUAAUGUCAGUGGGUCGUCAGUGGGUCGUCUGUCGGUCUGUCUGUCGGUAGAUCACAUGGUUUCCGCUGAUUAUCUUAAAAACUUUAAUCACAAAGUCUUUAUAUUUUACAUACUGUUUGAUUAUAUCUAGUAGAUGAACUCCAUUGAUUUUUGGGCCACUAGGUUAUAGAUCAAGGUUAAGGGGCCUUUAAUGCCAUAAUGUUUUCUGCUGAUUAAUUUAUAAAUUGUUCAUCACAAAGUCUUUAUAUUUCACAUACUGAUUGGUCAUAACUAGUAGAUGACUUCUAUUGACGUUCGGGUCACUAAGUCAAGGGUCAAGGUCACAGGGGCUUUAACUGUCAGAAUGGUUUUCUCUGACUAUCUUGAAAAAUAUUCAUCAUAAAAUAUUCAUAUUUGACAUACUGAUUGGUCAUGACUAGUAUAUUACCCUAUUGAUUUUUGGGUCACUAGGCCAAAGGUCAACGUCAUGUCGGAAUGGUUUCGCUGAUUAUCUUAAAAAUUAUUUAUCACAAAGUCCUUAUAUUUUUUAUACAGAUUGGUCAUAUUUAGUUGAUAACCCCUGUUGAGUCACUGGGUUAAAGGUCAAGGUCACAGGGGCCUUAAAUAUCAGAAUGUUUUUGCUGAUUAUCUUGAUUACUAUUCAUCAUAAAGUCUUUAUUUUUGACAAACUAAUUAGUCAUAACUAGUUAAUGAUGCCUAUCAAUUUUCUGGUAACUAGGUCAAAGGUCAAAAUUGCCUUAACUGUCAGAAUGAUUUCCCUUGACUAUAUUGAAAACAAUUUAACACAAAAUCUUCAUAUUUCACAUACUGAUGGUCAUAACUAGUAUAUUACCCUAUUGAUUUUUGGGUCACUAGGUCAAAGGUCAACGUCACAGGGGCUUGAAUGAUCAGAAUGGUUUCCGCUGAUUAACUUGAAUAAUAUUCACAAUGAAGUCUUUGUAUUUCACAUACUGAUUGGUCAUAACUAGUAAAUGACCCCCAUUGAUUUUCGGAUCACUUGAUCAAAGGUCAAGUUCACAGGGGCCUUUAAUGUCGGAAAAGUUUCCGCUGCUUAUCUUGAAAAAUAUUUAUCACAAAUUCUUCAUAUUUAAAUACUGAUUGAUCAUAACUAUUACAUGACCUCUAUUGAUUUUCGGGUUACUAGGUCAAAUGCCCAGUUCACUAGGACCUUAAAUGUCAGAAUGAUUUCCGCUGAUUAUCUUGAAAACGAUUCAUCGAAAAGUCUUCGUAUUUCACAUACUGAUUGGUCAUAACUGGUAGAUUACACCUUUUGUUUUUAGGUAAUUAGGUCAAAGGUCAAGGUCAAAUGGCCCUAAUUGUCAGAAUGGUUACAUUAAUACGAUUAUAUAUUUUUUAUUCCCUCCAACUUUUAUAACUUAUUAAUGAUAUCUUUCAUUCAGUUUCAGGUAAUAUAUUUGUCAUUAUUUUUUCCUUAGCUGAACACUUACAUGUUCCUAUUUAUAGAAUGGAUAGUUAAUUGUUUCACAAAAGUUUAAGACAAUACUUUUCUACAGAUGGAUUUGUGUGGUCAGAAUCCGACAUGCACAUCAGACUUCCACACAGGAAAAAUCUUUUCAAACAAAAUUUGUUUGAAAUUUGAUAAUGUUUUUUUACGAACUAGUAUAAUAAAUUUUACAAAUUUAUCAGAAUACGUAUCUAUGGGUAGCCUUGGUUAUAAGAAAUAUGCUCUUAUCAGUGUGUUUUAAACGCUUUUAUCCCUAAUAUUGUGUUACAUAGAAUAAUAUUUUAUUAUGAAUGGACAUGAGCUAAAUUAGGUUUCUUAAAAGUGUUUUUACAUUUAUAUCCAGAUGAAAUUGAUAUCGGUAUCUGAAACAAAAGAAGGCUUGCAUAAAGGUUUAUUGUUAUUGGAGAAUAAUUGUAAGAGGUUUACUGUUAAUAUUAAGAAAACGUAUAUGAUAAUUUUGAGAAAAGGGAGACUCCAACAUUUAAUUUCAUGUAAAGAUUGCCGAAAUAUUCACUUAUUGAGGAGUAGUCUAUACAACCGGUGGAUAUUUUAAUACUUCUUUUCAAACACUAUCUAGUCAGGCUUUGAAGGCAUUAUUUGAAUUACAACCAGAUUUGCUUAAAUACUCGUGUAUAACUGUGAAUAAUAAAUAAAACCUUUUUGAUAAAUUCAACUCACUAAUUUUGAAUCAUGCUUUAGAGAUAAACGGUCUAUAUGAUAGUUGUAAAUUAGAAACAAGUGCAUUAAAAUGUUUGUAAAAGAAUGUUAGGCCUCAGAGUACAAAACAGAACAGUUUUAUUUAUCGAGAACUAGGAAGAACAAACUUGAAAUGCAAAAGAAUUGUAAGUGUAAUAAAUACUGGCUUAAAAUUAUACAACUUGAAGUUGUAAAACAUAUUGAAAUAGCAUAUGAUUUAUUGUACAGACAGUUAUAUGUAACACCUAGAAGUAUUAGAGAUUUAUUACAGUCACUUGGUUUUAAUGAUGUAUGGUUAUCCAAAGGUGAAGGCAAUGUCAUGUAUUUAUUAGUUAAGUAAAACAAAGAGUCAAUGAUGUUUUUGUCCGAGAUUGGUUUUCAAAAAUAAAUGACGAAACUUAAGCUUGUACGUAUGUAUUGAUUGCAGUCUUUAGAUUGCAAAAGUACUUAAUCUGUAUUCAUAUUGAAAAUUUUAGAAUAGCGUUGUCCCGGCUCAGAGUUUAUUCACAUAGACUUAAGACUGAAAUAAACCUAGUGCUAUACAUUUUGAUGAUAGAAAAUGUAAAAAUAGUUUUUUUUUUUUAAAGAUCAAUUUCACUUCAUUUUAGAAUGUUAGCGAUAUGCUGAUUCACGAAUUUUUUAUAAAGAAAUAAUGGAAAAGACCAAAUAUACCCUAAUUUGUUGCAUUGAUGAAUUCAGAAAAUGAAAUUUAAAAAGAAAUUUGAAACUUAUCAUUGUAUAUAUUUCAAGAUUUCGAUGUUCGAAACACUAUUCUUUACAGUUAAUGAAAAGUCUGUCCGGAUCGCUGUAUCACUGUUUCGUAUAUAUAUAUCUAUUUUUGUUUUGUUUUGUGAUUUACUCUAUUAGAUAUUUAUUUAACACUUUCUGAUUGCUUAAAGUACUGUGUAACUUAAUGAUAUAAAUUAUGUUUCAUAAAGUAUUGACAUUGACCAUUUGACUAUGGAGGGCGUUCGUUGCCAAAAUUCCAGACAUGUAAAGUGUUCCUUUUUAAAAUGACUUUUGAAAAUGCGAACUUGUAUGCCUACCAUUUUUAUUGUAUGCCUCUUAAUUCAAUCUUUUAAUUGAAGGUUACCGCCUUUAUAUAACAAGUUUACAUAUAUAUCGUAACAACUGACCUAACAUCUAAAACGACAACAAAUUUACAAGUUCGUAUCUUCCAUUGCAUGCAAUACAUACGCAUGUUUGUACACUUAUAGAUCUGUAAUAUACAAAUGAAAUGUAAAACUCGAAUACGGAAAAUAGAGUUUAAGAAAACGUGCUACCAGUUGUAGAACUACAAGAGUACGUUAACACAGUAACAUGUUUAAAAUGACAAAAGUAGAUUCACAAAGUUAAACGAUUUUAAGUCAAGCAUAACGCCCCGCCCCUCUCGGAGUAUUUACGAACUUCUAUUGCGGACAGGUAUAAAACGGCGCCUCUCCCAUAUUUUUAAAUAAAACUGAAGGACAACAUACGGCAUUUUUCAUAACAUAUAUAUGUUACAUUUGUUACAAAAGUUUUGUCACUAGCAACAUCACUUGAAAAUUGCUGAUUUUACCAUUUAUGAUAACUUGUGCAUUACCUUAUUAUUUAACAUCGUGUUCUUAUCAGUUACAAAUUAUUUAUCAUUUUAGUGAUUAGCCUGUCCGUGCUAUGCCUAGUGCCCUGUCCUGUGUUUUGUUUGGGGUCCGCCUGGGCUUCUUGCCACUUGUUCUUGUUGCUGGGUCAUGUAGGGUUGCGUUCAUUGAGCGCCGCCUUUCCUUGUUGAUCUUGUUUAUCAUAUAUUCCUGAGAAACAUCGGCGAUUUGGAAAUUUUUAGGGGAAACAAUGACCAACUUCAAGGGAGUAAUUUUAUUGAUAAUGUAAAAGCCAUCCAAUAUUCUUAUUGGUAUCAUUGAAAAAUGUAUUGGCACAAAUUUCAUUUUCAACAAAAACUAUGCAAGUAUUUGCAAAAAUAGGAUUUUAAAGCGGCCACCGAGAUUUCCUUUCCGAAAUCAAGAAAAUACUUAUCCGUAGCACAUAUGUACAAUCUUUAAUAAGGUAUUUUCAGUAUGAAUAAAAACUUUUUGCACUUGUUCAUUAUCCCUCAUGUACAGACUCAAUCAAACCGAGUCUGCAAGUCUUAUGUAAUUUUGUAGUGAUUAGUGCUUCCGAGGGAUCACUUUGUUUCCAGAUUUUAAUACUUCACAACAGCAGGUGUCAAGUGCCGUGUGGCAGCUGUAAAAAGUUGCCCCGUACUUCACUUCAGUGUUUUUCUGGUCCUUCGGGAUCAUUGAUGCCAGCGCUAUUAAGUGUUGAGAAUUGAGUACCGUUCAAGCCGGUGGUAGGGGGCGUGAGGGAUGUUGCACUUGUUCAUUAUCCCUCAUGUGCAGACUCAAUUAAACCGAAUCUGCAAUUCUUAUGUAAUUUUGUUGUGAUUAAUGCUUCCGAGGGAUCACUUUGUUUCCAGAUUUUUAAUAUACUUGUUCAAAGCUUAUGGUCUUAAAUUUCAUUCAAUAUUCAAUUUCCUUUUUGAAUAAAGUAUCUAAAGGAAGCGACGUUAUUUUUUUCCGAAUAUAUGAGUGUGGAUUUAAGAGAAAAAAUAAACAACGAUAAAUUAGAAACAAUUUUUUUUUAAUACUUCUACAUAAUUAAUUUUCAUUUUUAAGGCAUCACUAGAAAGUUCAUAAAGGAUUCUUUUACUUGAGUCUAAAAUUAUCAACGCCGCCUUUCCUUGAUGAUCUUGUUUAUUAUCAAAAUUGACCAAGAAAUAAAAAAAGUAAGUAGGGGGCGCCAUGUUUUUCUUACUGAAUUUCAGAGUGUGUUUUUUUUUACUUGGGGAUCAUAUGCCGUUUUUCAUGGUAUGGCACUUACGUGUCACAUUGAAGGUUCCGUGAUAAUCGCCAUAUUAACACAUCUGCGGAUGUUUCAAAAUUGUACCAGUUCAUGUUGAAUUUUGCUUAAGCCGGUGCUAGGGGGCGUGGACGAUAACUUGCUCUUUCCAUUACCGUCCAUGAGCAGUCUCAAUCAAACCGGGCCUGCAACAUUCUCAAUUUUGUCGUUUUGAGCGUUCUUUAGGGAUUCUUAUUUUCUCUAUUUUACAGAAAGUAACAUGAUAAACUUUUUAACGAAAAGUUAAUUCAGUUUGAUUUAAUUCAUUUUUAUUUUUAGGCAUUAUAUAAUUAUAUAUCAUAAAUCGUAUGAAGCACACUUUUAUUUCAAUCCAAAAUUAUCAAAAUAUAUUACGAACUUAAAAAAAAGUUUGGAGGAACGCCGUGUUUUUCUUACCAAUUCGAGAAGGUUAUUUUCAGAGUAAAAAAACCUAAAAAUUCAAUACAUCUAUUUAAUUCAUUUUUAUUUCCGAGGCACUCAUAGAAAGCUUAUGGAGUAAUCUUUCAUUUGAUACCAAUAAUAUUGGACUUUUUAUAGAAAUAAAAAAAAGUUAGAAUGGACGCCGUGUUUUCCUUCACUUUAGAGAGGCGACGGGUAUUAUACCUGUCCGUACAUUUCCGUGAUAGAAGAUCGUAAUUACUCAGAGAGAGGCGGGGCGUCAUGCAUGACUUAGAAUCGUUUAACUUUGUGAAUCUACUUUUGUCAUUUUAAACAUGUAACUGUGUAAACGUACUGUUGUAGUUCUACGACUGGAACACGUUUUAUUAAAUUAUAUUUUCUGCAUUCGAGUUUUACAUUUCAUUUGUGUUUUUCAGGUACAGAUAUAUAUUUACAAGUGUGUAAACAUGCUUAUGUAUUAUAUGCAAUGGUAGAUACGAACUUGUAAAUGUGUUGUUGUUCUCCAUGUUAGGUCCAUAAUCCAUAUGUGUAACGCAUAGGUCAGUUGUUAAGAUUUACAUGUAAACUUGUU
This is a messenger RNA of Ruditapes philippinarum (Manila clam), 8371 nucleotides long. RefSeq lists its product as uncharacterized. The record is from RefSeq and is a predicted model, not a curated record. The transcript has 2 exons. The coding region runs from base 102 to 2315 and encodes 737 amino acids. Lineage: Eukaryota; Metazoa; Mollusca; Bivalvia; Venerida; Veneridae.